AUGCCGCUCUGUCUCACCUUCAUCGACUUGAAGAAGGUCUUCGACUCAGUUGAGACGGAAACGGUCAUGGAAGCCUUAAACAACCAAGGCGUCCCUACUCAGUACAUAAAGCUGAAUCUGCAAAAUUAUGCGAAACGGAUGGGUCUCGGAUGCCCCAUUCACGCUCAACGGGACGAACAUAUCCGAAUGCACCAGAUAGCAGCCACGAUCUUAGCACACGAAUCGGACGUUCUGGCGCGAAAAACAUUGGAAGCUUUUCAUAUCACGGCCAAAAGUCCUAUCAUGAAUCGUAAAGAAGAAUGCAUUGCUGUGACGAACGAUCUGGCUCCAUACCAAGAUCUUUGCCGGUUUUGCCCUACGGGGUCAGAGGCGGGGGCAUCGUUACUAGUUACUACUAGCGGCGCAACUCUAACAACUGGUGGUCCGCUAACAUCACGAUUUCGUGGCUAUCAAGCACAAGAUGCGCUCCGACGAUUCCACCACUAUGGUUUGAACAAUAUUUACGGGAUUAAAUCGCUGAACAGACGACACAUCGCAUCAUUCCCGAUCAUUCAUGCAGUGGACACGUUAGACCCUAAUGGGACCCUUGUUGCCGAAGAUACCCAGUCGACAGUUUUCACAGUGGAUCCAGACAUUCCGGAUGGGAUGCUGGAAGAAUUUCCCAACACGAAGCAUACAUACAUUGGCUCGGUGAAAGUUCCGAAAAAGUCGCAAUCGUUUCUUUCAAGAGGGGAAAAUUCUGGGAAACAUGUGGAUGUUACGGAUCGCCUCGCUAAUUUUGGUGCACACAAAGGGAUGUCAGUACAGUUGAUUGAGAUCAGAAAAGUCAAGCGAGUCGGCGGAGGUUAUCCGUACGGGCCAAAGAAUUUCAGCGUCACCGAGUUCAUGCCUCCACUCCGCGCUGAAAAGCCCACCGAAGGGAUCGAGGAAAUUGUUUUCAAGACUCACUACUAUCAUAAAAAGAAUCAGUCAAUCAGUUCGGACGUUGAGGAUAUUUGGGCUGUUCAGGUAGGAUUUGUUUUCCUUAAAUAUGGUAAAGAAAAAGUAUAA
This is a messenger RNA of Necator americanus (New World hookworm), 1050 nucleotides long. RefSeq lists its product as uncharacterized. The record is from RefSeq and is a predicted model, not a curated record. The transcript is spliced from 6 exons. Bases 1 to 1050 code for a protein of 349 amino acids. NCBI's taxonomy places the organism in Eukaryota, Metazoa, Nematoda, Chromadorea, Rhabditida, Ancylostomatidae.